Phymastichus coffea is the source of this 567-nucleotide messenger RNA. RefSeq lists its product as uncharacterized. The coding region runs from base 1 to 567 and encodes 188 amino acids. NCBI's taxonomy places the organism in Eukaryota, Metazoa, Arthropoda, Insecta, Hymenoptera, Eulophidae. The transcript is spliced from 2 exons. The record is from RefSeq and is a predicted model, not a curated record.
AUGGCGCAGAUGCUGGCAGCAACCAAGCUGGUCCUCGAGGCGAUCACCACAUCGCGGACCGAGCCCCGGCAGAACGGCAGGGGCCGUAGCCAUAGCCGCAGCUCAAACAAUCGCUCGGGUUCGCCAGCACCCAACGGCUACUGCUAUUACCACUACCGCUUCGGAAAAAAACUAGCGUCGCUGCCGUCCAUCCAGGCGUUUCACGGCAGCACUUCAACCAGUGAAAAUCGCCUGCACACGAAGGAUAGGAAUUCAGGCCUGACCUUCCUCGUCGACUCUGGCUCAGUCGUCUCGCUGCUGCCUCGCUCGGCGGUACGCUCAACCGAGCCCUUGGUCAAGCAGGAGCUCAGCCUCACCGCGGCGAACAUGUCGCCCAUCGCCACCUAUGGCCGCAUCGUGCUUGCGUUUAACCUGGGGCUGCGCAGGGAGUACGCGUGGCCCUUCGUCAUUGGCGACAUCACCAGCGCCAUCAUCGGUGCCGACUUUCUAGACCACGCCGACCUCCUUCCUGACCUGCAGAAUAUGCGCCUCGUCGACUCGAUGACUGGUCUCCACGCACAGGGAUAG